Molecule: messenger RNA, 630 nt
Organism: Cryptomeria japonica (Japanese cedar)
Lineage: Eukaryota; Viridiplantae; Streptophyta; Pinopsida; Cupressales; Cupressaceae
Product: germin-like protein 9-3
Exons: 1
Coding region: 1-630 (209 amino acids)
Cellular component (GO): cell wall
Molecular function (GO): manganese ion binding
Source: RefSeq, a predicted model, not a curated record
AUGGAAUUCAACGGAGCAUGCUUGAUGGCAAUUUUAGUAGUAUUCAGUAGUGUUGGCGUAAUCUACGCAUCGGAUCCUGAUAUUCUCACUGACUUCACCGUUCCGGCGGGGCAGAACCCGCUAAAAUUGACUGGGGAUUUCUUCACUUUCACGGGAUUCCGAAAUGUGAGCAACAACAAUUUAGCAGGACAGAAGGCGGUAAAAGUGUCAAAGGCGGUGGCGGCAGAGUUUCCGGCGUUGAACGGGCUAGGCGUGUCAAUGGCGGUUCUGCAGUUCCCGGCGGGCGGACUGAACCCUCCUCACACUCACCCCCGCGCUUCAGAACUUCUGUUUCUUGUGGAAGGAUGCCUCCUCGUUGGUGUGAUCGACACCACGGGAAAGCUGUUCACGCAGAGCCUCACUAAAGGGGAGGUAUUUGUAUUUCCCAAAGGACUCUUCCAUUACCAACUGAAUACGGAUAACAAGGUCGAGGCCAUGGCUGUUUCUGCCUUCGGAAGCGCCAAUGCAGGCACCGUUUCGCUCCCUUCUACUCUCUUUACAACCGGUAUCCCCGAUAACGUUCUGGCCAAAUCAUUCAAGACAGACACACACACCAUCGAGCUGCUCAAAGCUGCGCUUAAAAAUCCCUGA